AUGGAACACAAACCGGGCGUGAUGGAAGUCGAGGAUCCCAAACGGAGCGAACUCAAUCGCUUCGGCGACCAUGAGCACCAACAAAAGCUUACACGUCGGGUUCUCUUCAAGCUGGAUACUCGGAUCCUACCCAUGCUAGCUCUGCUAUUCCUCUGUUCAUUCCUCGACCGUACAAAUGUCGGAAAUGCCAAAAUUAUCGGCCUGGAGAAGGAUCUCAAGAUCACCGACCAUCAAUACGACGUCGGCCUGACGGUCUUUUAUCUCACGUAUAUCUGCAGUGAAUUGCCAAGUAAUCUCGUGCUAAAGAAAGCUUCCCCAAAGCUGUGGCUGCCUUUUUUGACCGCGCUUUGGGGUAUUAUUACCAUGUGUCUCGGGUUUGUUAAGAAUUAUGCGGGUUUCGUUGCUGUGCGGGCGCUACUUGGAAUUGCGGAGGGAGGUUUGCUCCCUGGCAUGGUGCUAUACUUGUCGAGUUUCUAUCGACGUGGAGAUCUGGCGCUGCGCAUUGGUUUGUUUUACACUGCCGCGUCGUUGUCGGGUGCAUUCGGUGGUCUACUUGCUCGUGGACUUGCGGAAAUUGGACCCCGUGGUGGAUUGGAAGGCUGGCGAUGGAUUCUAAUCAUUGAAGGACUGCUGACCUUUGCGUGCGGUGCUCUGAGCUUCGUCAUCCUCCCUAACUCUCUGGAGUCUGCGACUUUCCUGACCCAGGAAGAGAAAGAGUUUGGUCGGGAGAGAUUGUUGUUGGAUAACCCCAAGUCAGCAGAUGGGACCCUGGCUGAAGAAGAAGACGCAUUCAAAUGGUCCGAAGUCCGUCGAGGUAUCCUAGAGCCACAACUCUGGUUGUCCGCCACUGCGUACUUUGCCAUUCUCUCCGGAUUGUACUCUUUCGGUCUAUUCCUCCCAACAAUAAUCCAAAACCUCGGCUUCGCUAAAGACGCCAACGAAGUCCAACUCUGGUCCGUCAUCCCCUACGCCGUCGCAGCCGUAAUCACAGGUAAAUCACCCACCACCCACGAACCCCCCAUCCUAAUCCUUCUCAAGGUGCGACACAAAUCUAACAAACAAACAGUACUCGUAGCAAUCGUCUCCGACCGACUCCGCCUCCGAGGCACAAUAAUGCUCUUCACCCUGCCCAUCGCAAUAAUCGGCUACGCCGUCAUCGCAAACGUCAAAAACCCCCAUAUCCAAUACGGAAUGACCUUCCUCAUGGCGACGGGCCAAUACGCCAGUGUACCCUGUAUCCUGGUGUGGAUGUCGAAUAACUCGGCUGGUCAUUAUAAGAGGGCGACUACGUCUGCGAUGCAAUUGGCGAUUGCGAAUUGUGGAGGGUUUGUUGCGACGUUCAACUAUCCCACUCGUGAUAAGCCGUAUUUCCACCGUGGACAUACUAUUAUUAUGGGAUUAUUGGUGUUUGCUUGGUUUAUGAUUCUGUUCAAUGUGCUGUAUUGCGCAAAGGUGAAUCGUGAUAAGAGGAAUGGAAAGUAUGAUAAGUAUGCUGGAUAUAAUGAUGACCGGAACCCGAACUUUAUCAUGGUUCUUUGA
This is a messenger RNA of Penicillium cataractarum, 1539 nucleotides long. RefSeq lists its product as uncharacterized. Gene Ontology annotation, cellular component: membrane. Gene Ontology annotation, molecular function: transmembrane transporter activity. The record is from RefSeq and is a predicted model, not a curated record. The transcript is spliced from 10 exons. Gene Ontology annotation, biological process: transmembrane transport. Lineage: Eukaryota; Fungi; Ascomycota; Eurotiomycetes; Eurotiales; Aspergillaceae. The coding region runs from base 1 to 1539 and encodes 512 amino acids.